Guillardia theta CCMP2712 is the source of this 741-nucleotide messenger RNA. RefSeq lists its product as hypothetical. The transcript has a single exon. Lineage: Eukaryota; Cryptophyceae; Pyrenomonadales; Geminigeraceae. The record is from RefSeq and is a predicted model, not a curated record. The annotation marks the transcript as partial. Gene Ontology annotation, molecular function: protein binding.
AUGCUUGUGGCCGAUGCCGGAAACAAUUGCAUCAAAACAGUAUCUGAGGACGGUUGUAUUGAAACUCUUCAAUUCGCAUGCUCUCAGUACAAGGUUGAACUCGAACAACCCAGAGGUCUUACUUUGAAUGCCUCCGGAGAAGUUUUUGUCUCGUAUUGCAAAUCGCAUGUGGUGGCAGCUCUUAGUCGUGGGUCUUCGGGCUUAUGGGAUAUCAGCGUUGUAGCUGGAUGCGGAAGGCGAGGAUGCCAAGACGGAAGUCAUGAAUCAGGUCGAUUGAAUGGGCCACGCGGACUGACAUUCGAUCCACAUGGAGACUUGUAUAUAGCUGACAGCUCAAACCACCGAAUUCGGCGCCUUCGCUCACAAGAUAUGUUUCUUGAGACUGUGGCUGGCAGUGGAGAAGGGGAAAGUCGCGAUGGGACCUUGCUUAAUGCCUCCUUUUCAUUCCCAUACGGUUUAGCUUGGGAUGCUCUGACGAACACUUUGAUUGUUUCUGAACAAGAGAGUCAUAAGAUCAGAAGAGUUGAUUUUGCUGCAAACUCAGUGACGACAAUCGCCGGUACUGGUGAAUGUGGUCACAGAGAUGGGGAAGCGUCUCAAGCGACCUUCAAUGAGCCAUGCUUCAUCGCUUGUGAUCAGCAGGGAAAUAUCUUUGUUGCUGAUUCCCGCAAUGACUCCAUUCGCUGCAUUACACGACAUGGCUUCGUGCAUACACUCGUAGGGCGACAGGAGCCAGGAUCU